Messenger RNA from Limulus polyphemus (Atlantic horseshoe crab), 2775 nucleotides. RefSeq lists its product as uncharacterized. NCBI's taxonomy places the organism in Eukaryota, Metazoa, Arthropoda, Merostomata, Xiphosura, Limulidae. The coding region runs from base 69 to 2177 and encodes 702 amino acids. Gene Ontology annotation, molecular function: exonuclease activity; nucleic acid binding. The record is from RefSeq and is a predicted model, not a curated record. The transcript has a single exon. Gene Ontology annotation, cellular component: nucleus.
UUAUUCGGAACGUGUGUGAGGGAAAAAUUUCUAUAUUUAUCAGUUAUAACUUUAUUGUGGUAUAUAUAAUGUUAUCACUUAAAAAGCAAAAACGUAUAGAAUCUAAGAAACGGAAAAUAAAGGCAUUUUUGGAAAUAGCAAAGGCUAAUGAAGAUGAUAAAGAAGCACGUCAGAAAGCAAAAAAAGCUAAGCUAUCGUGUUUAGGCUUACGACAGCGUGCUGGUAAACCUAUAGUAGGCUUAGAGUCAGAAGAUAGUGACAGUGAUAUAGAAUCAAGCGACGUUGAUGAUACAGGUAAAUCACUAGUCUUGAAAAAUGUCGAAGGAGAUAAAACCCAACAAAGUCUGGAUUUUAACUCGGAACAUGAUCUACAAUUUCUAAAUGUGAAUGCUACUAAGAAAAAGCUACUUGAUGAUAGUUUUAAAGGUAUCAAGAUAAAAUCGCAUGUUAAAAUGAAGCAAAAUUCUAUCACUAUUAGUCACGUUAGUAAAAAUAGUAACAAUCAAUUUAGUGAAUUGCAAAACCUUCGUGCUAAACUGCGUGAUCAGAAAAAAAGGAAAAUGUAUCGACCAUUAUUUUAUUUAACAGAUACUGGUUUUGAUGCACAGUUAAAGAGUGAAAUAAAUGCUAAUGGAGAGUAUUCAUUUUUAAAACCAUCACAUAAGCUUUUUGCACAGGAUAUUCAGCAUUUAUUGCUAGUUUCUUUAAUGGGAAGAGAAACUUCGUACAAUACAAGAUGGUGCAGACUGCUGCGCUGGCAGAAAACUAGUCAUGUGGUUGUCCUCGUAGUUGAUAAUGUAUCUGUAGAUGAUUUUUGCAACAAUGUUAAUUGUUUUCCACGUAUGUGUAACUUGUUUAAGCAUGCAGUUGAAUUUCUUUCACCAAAGCUCUAUGGCAUGAAUUUAAUAGAAGAGUUAAGUCAAGUUCCAUUAAGUGUGGGUGGCAGAGAAAAGAUGCUAAAAAAGUUUGGUAAUAUAACAUCUCUCAUGAGUUCAGGAUAUGUUCACAAAGCUUUGUCAGCAAUUUUUCCUAUCACAUUACUAGAGAAAACAAAUGAAGAGCCAGAAAAAAAUAAAACAUCUGGAGAAUGUUGCUCACGUAUUGAGCUUCUGCUGAGCCCAAUUCAGCUGAUAAUGGAAAACUUUCCAUUACCAAUGGUAGAUAAAGAUGAACCCAGUGACUACUGUUUUACAAAGAAGGAAUACUUGGAGGUUUCUCCACAUUCACCACUAUUUGCACUCGAUUGUGAAAUGUGUAUGACUACGGAGAAGAAAUUAGAACUAACACGAGUGUCAAUUGUCAAUGAACACCUUAAAGUUGUUUACAAUAGUCUUGUAAAACCACAUAAUAAGAUUACCAAUUACUUAACUAAAUACAGUGGUAUUACUAAGCCCAUGCUUGAUUCUGUAACUACUAGACUGGAAGAUGUUCAAAAAGAUAUUCAAGACUUGUUGCCUCCAGAUGCUAUUCUUUGUGGCCAUUCAUUAAAUUGUGACCUUCAAGCUUUGAAAAUGAUACAUCCGUAUGUUAUUGAUACAAGUGUAAUAUAUAAUAUAUCAGGAAAACGGUUCAUAAAGCCUAGUUUGAAGAUGUUAUCUUACAUGUUUAUUGGUGAGAAAAUACAAAUGGGAGAUGAAGGUCAUAGCCCUGUUGAAGACAGUUCUGCAACAAUGAAGUUGGUACUUUUGAAGUUGAAGAAUGAUUUACAUUUUGGUGAUGUUGUGUUAGGAGGGACUAUACCUAUACGCAAUAAUUUAAUAGAAGAGAAAGCUCCUUCACACAUUAAUCAUACAGGAUUAGUGACUAGUCUCUUCCGGCAUGCAAAAGAAAGAGGAAAGUCUGUGUGUGUCAUAGGUGAGACAAAAGCUAUAGAACAGUAUCCAAUAGUUGUUCUUGAUACCAAUGUCAGAACAAUUAAGGUGGCAAAAGUUAAGAAAGUUUCCAAAAAAAUGAAAGAGGAAGCAAUUAAUCAUUAUUUGACCCUGGGUCAUUUUGAUUUGCAAAGUGGCUGGCAAAAUGCAGGCUUUACAGAUAUCUUAAAAAAAAUUGACAAAUAUGUUUUUAAGGUUCACAAAGCUUGUGCAGACAGAGCCCUCUUUAUAGUUAUGUUAAGUGGAUGUGCAAAAACUGAAGGUAACGGUGUGUGUUUUGUAACAAUAAAAGAUACGAACCAGUAGUAACUACUGUUGUAAAUAUAUUGUCUUUCGAUUUUGAUGGACACAAAAGUAGUUAUGUAGUGUUAACUGUUAAUACAUGAAGUUAUGAAUCGUGAUGAAAUAAAUACCCAUCUUGUAUCAUGUUUGUUUUUUAUAAAAGGACUAUUUUUAUGUAGAAAGCUCAGAUUUUCUGUUUUCUUAACCUGUUAAUAGUUGUAUAUUUUUUUUUUAAAGCAUACAUUGCAGACUUUAAACUUGUUGAAUUUUCACGUGUUGAACCUAUUUAACAAGUCAUAUGUUUUAAGAAAUUUCACUUCAAUGGAUCUGGUAAGUACGUCUGGUUUAGUAAUUACAAGUCAUAUUAGGAUUCCUAUCACAGGAGGUUACUACUAAUGAACUUAAAAGCAGUUAUCUCUUUCAUCUAUAAUCCAGUGUGUUUGUGGUCAACUCGGGUAAAUAAUGUAUAAAAGCAAAAACAUUUUUGUUGAAAAAGUGAAACACUGAACAAAUAAUUAAAAGCUUAUUCAGACUUGUGAUGGCAUAUAACAGAAUUAUGUAUCAGCACAUUUUUUGUACUUAUUUUAUAAUUUUUAGGGUUUAUUUAUAAUUAAUGUGUUUA